Molecule: messenger RNA, 2245 nt
Organism: Eleginops maclovinus (Patagonian blennie)
Lineage: Eukaryota; Metazoa; Chordata; Actinopteri; Perciformes; Eleginopidae
Product: TRAF3-interacting JNK-activating modulator
Exons: 14
Coding region: 201-1985 (594 amino acids)
Source: RefSeq, a predicted model, not a curated record
UGGCUGGUGAGAUAGAGGAACAUAUGACGUUGUGGUUCUCUUCACUUCCUGUAAAAUUAUUUUCAACAGAAACAGCUACAUGUGAAACAGACCAAACCCCGGACACUAUUUCAGAAGAGUGAGAAAAUGGACUUCAUAUUCAUGAAAACUUUUCUCCACUGAAUGACAUGGUGUUGUAGUUGAACAACCAGAGGACAGCCAUGGCCGCCCUGCCUGUCAGAGGAUUACAACUCUCCCCAGUGAAAUACUUUGACCAGAAAGUGGACCUCAGAGCAGAGAAACGUGAAAACCUGCGAGGACGUAACAACGUGACUUCAUGUCGCAGCCCAACAAGAGAGCUGAACACGAGACUGAUGAAAAAUGAACUGAAGGAAAAGAGGCAUCUUGAAUUUCUCAGGAGGAGAUCAGUGAGCCCAGAGCCAUGUGGUGUUAAUAUUACAAACUCUUGCUCUAGGAGGAAACCUUCCCCAAACACGUUUUUUAGUAAACAUUACAGUUCAACCAGCAAGUCAGAGACAUUAAAUACAAAUAUCGAAAAUACUCCCACUGCUAAUGGAAGGCUUCCAAAGAUGAUUUUAUCACCAAUCAGCAAAAUAACUGAUGGACCAAGCCCCAGCAACUGGGCUUUAUUAUGGUCAGAACAGGUAACACUAACAGGGCAGGAGAAAGGCAACACCAAAAAUCAAUCAUCUACCUCUCCACCAGCAAUAAGGGAAACAACCCAGAGCAGGACGAAAGGCACAGAUAAUAGAGAGAUUAUAAAUGGUCAAAAGUCAAACAGCAAAACAUUCAUCCAAACUGAAAAGGUUCACCAGAAAUUCAUCAUCAACACUGAAAAUAUUCUGCCAAAAAAAAUGAUGCAAGAAACCAGUGUGCAGACUGCGUCUGGUUUUGUUACUGUCAAGGAGUCCGAUCUUCAGAGGUUAACUGAAUACUUGCAGGAGGCCCUGUGGAGAGAGGAGGCCUUGAAGAAGAAGCUAGCAGCACUCCAAGAGAGCACAUCAAAUCUCGUGAACUCCUCCAACAAAAUAUGGACGGUUCGCUGCUCUGAAGACCUACUGAGAAACAAGAUCAAGGCUCUGGAGGCGCAGCUGCAAGUCAGUCUGCAGAAGUUUCCCAAGGAUGGAGUGAAGAGACUCGUGAUACAGAUGGAGAAGCAGAAAAUGGUGUAUGAGGAAAGGGCCCUGGUCGCACUGCAGAAGAUCACACAGGAGAAAACUGAGGCACUCUGCAUGGCUGAGACACUGCAGGAAGCACUCAUUACAGUAAAGGCAGAGGCACUGAAGUGGCAGACCCUUUAUGAGGAGCAGAAGCUGAACUCUGGACAGCUCCGGGAGAACCAACACCUCAGUGAUGAACAACUGCAACAGCUGCACAACCAAAUGGAGCUGUCUAGAGGCAGAGAGUCCAUACUGAGGGAGGAGGUGGUGUCAUUGAGACAAGAGAACCAGGACCUACAGUACAACAUUUGCCUGCUGGAAGACGACAAGAAGAGUUUAAGAGAGGAAAUUCAGUACUUUAGAGAUGUCAGCGAUAAGAGCCAGGAUUUGAUGAUGCAGGGGCGUGUAAUGUCAGAGGAAGCAGAGACACAAUUGAGGGCGAAGAGGGACUCACAGGAGGAGCAGCUCCGUCACACCCAGGAGAAACUUCAACUCAAAGAGAGAGAGUGCGAGGAGCUGCAGACAGAGCUGCAUGCAGUGGAGCAGGAGUGCAAGUCCAGCCAGGCCCGGCUGUCGCAGUGCAGGGACGAGCUUCGGCAACUCAGCCAUCACCGCAGGAGACCGACGCGAUGUGGCUCCUGGUGGAAGGUGUGUUUGUUCCUCCUUCUUCUCCUGGCUGUGGCGGGGGUUGCCAUGUUGUGGCUGUGGCAUCCUCCUUUCAGAGAGCAGCUUGAAGACCUGUACUCAGACAUAGAAACCCGCAUCGAAAACUAUCUCAUGGACAUGGCCUCGCCUCAACACUCGGGCUGUUUUAGACCAAUAUGAUAAAGUCACUGCUCAGCAACAUUAUUUUGUUGUUGUUGUUGUUUUUUGCUUUUGUUUAUAUAUUCUUUCUGGGAUGUAGGAUGCAUUUGGUUAAUAUUAUUUUAUUUGAUAACAUAUUGGAUUUGGAACUAAAAGUUUGUGUGAAAAUGUUGUGUUGCCCAUCUGUGGGAUGUUUGCAGUAAAUUCAAAUACAUGAGAACAUUUCCAGUGUGAAACAUGAUUGUUGUGUACAACAAAACAAAAAUAUGAUAUUGAAAUUA